This is a messenger RNA of Hypanus sabinus (Atlantic stingray), 5369 nucleotides long. Its product is annotated as X-linked retinitis pigmentosa GTPase regulator-interacting protein 1-like. The transcript is spliced from 13 exons. Gene Ontology annotation, cellular component: ciliary transition zone. NCBI's taxonomy places the organism in Eukaryota, Metazoa, Chordata, Chondrichthyes, Myliobatiformes, Dasyatidae. Gene Ontology annotation, biological process: non-motile cilium assembly. The coding region runs from base 1729 to 3657 and encodes 642 amino acids. The record is from RefSeq and is a predicted model, not a curated record.
UGGGAGAGGUGGAGAGGGAGUGGGAGAGGUGAGGGAGUGGGAGGGGUGGAGAGGGAGUGGGAGAGGUGGUGAGGGAGUGGGAGAGGUGGUGAGGGAAUGGGAGGUGGUGGAGUGGGGGGGGUGUGGAGGGAGUGGGGGGGUGGGGAGGGAGUGGGAGAGGUGGUGAGGGAAUGGGAGGGGUGGUGAGGGAGUGGGAGGUGGUGAGGGAGUGGGAGGUGGUGAAGAGGGAAUGGUGGAGGUGGUGAGGGAAUGGGAGGGGUGUUGAGGGAGUGGGAGGUGGAGGAGAGGGAGUGGGAGAGGUGGAGAGGGAGUGGGAGAGGUGAGGGAGUGGGAGGGGUGGAGAGGGAGUGGGAGAGGUGGUGAGGGAGUGGGAGAGGUGGUGAGGGAAUGGGAGGUGGUGGAGUGGGGGGGUGUGGAGGGAGUGGGGGGUGGGGAGGGAGUGGGAGAGGUGGUGAGGGAAUGGGAGGGGUGGUGAGGGAGUGGGAGGUGGUGAGGGAGUGGGAGGUGGUGAAGAGGGAAUGGUGGAGGUGGUGAGGGAAUGGGAGGGGUGUUGAGGGAGUGGGAGGUGGAGGAGAGGGAAUGGUGGAGCUGGUGAGGGAGUGGGAGGGGUGUUGAAGGAGUGGGAGGUGGUGAGGGAGUGGGAGGUGUUGAGGGGGUGGGAGGUGGUGGAGAGGGUGGGAUGGGACCUGUCUCCCGGGACAUCCACCCCAGACCCUUUCAUUGUGAGGCUGAGGGAGAGAGCACAGUUGUGUCACUAAACACUCAAUUAUCUUCCUCUCACUCUGACAACUGCCUCUCCCCCCUCUCCCUCCCACACACCCCACUUUCUCUCCCUCAGUACCUCAACUCAGAGAUGGAGGUAGGUCCUUGAACUUCCUGUCAUCAACCUCCUCCCUCCCCCUCAACACUCACCCCUUCCUCCUCCCUCCCCCUCAACACACCCCUCCUUCAUCAUCCCUUUCCUCAACACUCACCCCUCCUUCCUCAUCCCUCACCUCUCCCUCAUCUUCUCUCAACCCUCACCCCUUCCUCACCAUCCUUCAUCCUCUCCUCAACACUCACCCCUCCUCAUUGCCCCCUCAACACUCAUCCCUCACUUUCCCUACUCUUUUCCUCCCCAUCCUUUGCCCCUCUAUCCCUCCCUCCACCCAUGAACCUCACUCCCUCCUCCUUGCCUCGAUCCCUCCUCGUCCCUGUCCUCAUCCCCUCUCCCUUCUCACACUCCCCCCCCCUUUCACCAAUCCCUCCUCCUCCUCCACCCACUCCUCCAUUCCCUUCGCUCUCCAGCACACUUCUCCCUCCCCUUCCUCUCCAUUGUCCUUCCCUCCUCCUCCUCGCCUUGAGUCUCCCUCCCUCCGCUGACGUGCCCAUCUUCAGUCCCAGCAGAGGCCGAGUGCCGAGGGCACGGGGGCCAUGUCCGAGCUACGGGAGGCGUUGAGGGCGCUGAGGGAGGAGCGGGAGCUGACCCGGAUCCUGGGGUCCCGCCUCGAGCAGUCGGCGCUCGGGCAACGCCAGCUGGAACAGGUAGGGGCCCCGCCCGGAACGGGGGGAGCGAGCUGGAAGGCCAAAGAUUUGCGGGCAGGGGUUGGAGGUGAGCAGAGACGGAGGAGGAGGAGGGAGGCGGGAGUCCAGGUGAGGAGUUGGAGAUGGGUGGAGGCAGAGGGGUAAUUGUGAGGGGGUUAAUGGGAAGGGAGAGGUGGAGGUUUGGGGUAACCUGGGCUCAGGUGCAUGAACCCUGACCCUGUUCAGUUACAGAUGGAGGCGGAGGAGAGGAAGAGGGAGCGAGACCUGCUGAAAGAGGGUUACGAUGUGCUGGUGGCGAGUUCUUUGGAACCGGAGCUGGAACAGAGGAACCGUGAUCACCGCAUCCGACAGCUGGAGAUGGACCUGCAGGGGGCGCUUCAGAGCCAGCAGGAAACGCACAGCAAGCUCCAACAAGAAAUGGAAACGAGUGAGAGGCUGAGGCGUGAGGUGGCCCGCCUACAGCUGGAGGUCUCCGCAAGAGAAGGGCCACAGGGAGACCCCACUCUCCCUGCCCAGGUCACCCAACAGCAGCUGAAACCUGAGAAACCCAAGCCUGGGCUCUUGGGCGGCAGACUUGGCUGGUGGAUGGAAGAGGAGACGUCUGGCCGGGAGUUGCUGGAACUGCGGGCGGUCCACGCGGAGACGGUGCAGGAGCUGUCGAAGACGCGGACCCUGUUACUAACACAGAGCCAGAUCUCACAGCACUGCCAGUCGGAGGUGGUGCUGCUCACCCAGCAGUGGGAGUCAGAGAGACGGACCAUUACCGACCGCCUGCAGAACCGCGAGAGGCUACUGGAGCUGAGGGCGGCUCAGACCCGCGCACUGGAAGAUCGACUGGUGAAGGUUUACGGACCCUGGGGACUGGUCCAGCAAGGGUCUGAGGAGGCCGGUCAGCGAGCGUCCGAGGGCGCGGCGGACACGAGGCUGUUGGAGAUCCGGCUGAUCCAGGCAGAGCUGCAGCCCCGGACGCUGCGGAGACUGGGCGACCCGUCCCCCGUCACCUUCUGCAGCCAUGGCCUGUACGACUUCGCCACCCAGUGCACGGAGCUGGGACGAGGUCGCUGCCCGCGCUACCGCAGCGCCUGUCUGUACGCCGUCCCGGGCCAGCGGGGCUUCCUGCGCUACCUGCGGGACGCCAGCCUGCGGGUGGAGAUGCACCGGGCCUGGGGCGCAGACGUGCAGACGCUGGGCAGCGCCCGUCUGGGGCUCCGGCGGCUGUUGGAGGAGGGCGGCACCGUCUGGGGCAAGGCCCCCAUCGAGGACGCUGGUCCCUCUGCUCGCCUGAUUGGCUGGCUGGAGUACAUGAUGAGACUCACCCUGCCGGAGAACGAGGGCAUCGGAUUGGAUGAGAAGGGAGAUCCCCAGUGGAUCUACCUCCCCACGGAGAGCCACCAGCCAGAUCCCACCCAGAUCCGCGCCCGUCUCCAUCCCGAGCUUCACGGACGGUCAGUCACGGAGAGGCCGGCACGGAACAGAGGAGCACGGGAAGAAACCAGACAAACUGUGGAUAUCGAGACGCAGACGCCAGAUGACAGGGAGACGCAGUCGUCUGACAGCGAUGAGCUGAUCCACUUCCCACUGAGUCGCCCGAGACCGGAGGAUCAGCGUCUGCGGAUCGAGGUGCUGUGGCUCUCUCUCCAUCCCGACUGCCCCCCAGCCAGGGACCCCGACGUCCGGCAGCUCUUCGUGGAGUUCUGGCUUCCGGGGGUGGCCGGGGACGAGACUCCCACCUCCCUGCCCACUCCCCGCCGGGGGGAGAUGAUAUACUACCACUGGAGUAGGGUUAUUCCCCUGGACCCAGAGCACGACGCCCAGCAGCGGCAAUUCCUGUACGCGCACCUGCAAGGAGGGGAGCCCGGCCUUGGCAGGUUGCAGUUCACGGUGGUGAGCGAGCCGCUGGAGGAUGAUGGUGAAUGCGUGGAUAUUGGAUAUUCCCACAUCCCGUUGGCUAGGAUCCAUGAAACCGGACAGGACAUCAUUCAGCAGGAGUUUGACAUUUUGGAUGCCAGCCAAGAGGCGGAAGUCAUCGGAACACUCUCCCUCUCUGUGGAGGGAGCACCAGCUCUUCGCGCCAUCUCCACCGAGUUCUCCAGCAAGGCCGUGAACUCCGUCUGUCGGAACGUCCUGGGUUGAUGACACGGCACCCCAGGCCCUUCCCUGAUCUCUUCCUCUCGACCCUCUGACCAUAUGCUGCCACCUCCCUCCAAAUGCUUGAGGUUCGGUGGCGGCUGGACCUCAACCCCACCCACCCCUCGCUGAGGAGAUUUUCUUCCAAGUCCUUGGUCUGUGACUGGGACACCUGGAUGUAUAGGUCCUACCCCCUACCCCAUUCAGCAGAUCUUUUUCCCUUUGUCUACAGAUACACCCCCCACCCCGCCCCGCCCCAGUGAAGGUGUUAGGCUUUGAGUACAGGAGUCGGGAAGUCCUGUUGCAGUUGCACAAGGUGUUGAUGAGGCUGCACUUGGUGUACUGUGUUCAGUUUUGUAAAGUUAUUUAACUAGAAAAGAUUUACCAGGAUGGACUUGGGGGACCUGUCUUAUAAGACCAAGAUAUUAUUCCCUGAAACACGGGAGAUUCGUAGGAUGAUAUCAUGUAAGAUCACAAGAGCUUAGGGUGAAAUCACUCUUUAUCCCCGGGGGUGGGGAUGCUAAAGAGGUAUAGAUUGAAGGUCAGAGUUGAGAGAUUUAGAAGGGACAUCAGGGGCAGCUUUUCCACACAGCAUUUGGAAGGAGGUGCUAGAAAUAGUGGUUGAGGUGGGCUCAUUAGCAACAUUUAAAAGAUGACCAAUGGAUAGGAGAGGUUUCGAGGGGCCUGGGCAGGUGGGACUAUCUCCCUGGGCAAGUUGGGCUGGAAGACCUGUUUCCAUGUUGUAUGCCCAAGAUAAAUAGGGAAUAGUCUGGAAACUAUAGACAACGGUCUUAUGUUAGUGGUAGGACUGAUGAGCAUUUGGAAAACCAUGGCCUGAUCCAGGUCAAUUGGCAGGGCAGGUCACAUCUUACUAAUUGGAUUGAAAGUUUUGAGAUGGUGAAGGUGACUGAUGUUGGAAGGGCUAUGAACAUUGCCUGCAUGGGCUUUAGUAAGGAGUCCGACCAGGUCCCUCAUGGGAGGCUCAUCCUGAUGGACGGGAUCCACAGUGAAUUGUGUGUUUGGAUUCACAUUGUUUGCCCCUAGAGAGGGUAGUAGUGGAUGGGACUUAUUCUGACUGGAGGGUCCAUGACUGGUGGUGUUCCACAGGGAUCUCUGAGGUUUCUGAUAUAAGUAGCCCAGAUGAAAAUAUAGACGGGUGGGUAUGUGGAAACACAACUGAAAAAAGGAGCUAGUGCUUUCUUAGCGUGUAUGAUGAAUAAAUGCUUCUUGGGCUUCCAGCUGGGUACAAAUAUCAAUUAUAACCGAUGUUUUGAUGACAAACUCUGCCACCUGUACUGUUGAAGGUGGCUGCGUUUUGUCAUCGAAAUGUCGGUUAUAAUUGAUACCUGUACCCGGAUGGAAGCCAAGAAGAGUUUAUUCAACUCUAGUAACAGUAUUGUGGAGAGUGCAGAUUGCCAAAGGAUAUAGCAGGAUAUCCCUUGCCCUCUCUCUCCGUGGCACUGAGGUUAUGAAAAUAGCCCUGGCUGCCGUACCUGCCAGAACGAUGAACUGGUAAGCGAGGGUUUGCACCUACUUUGGGGUUCAGAAUAUUGUUCACUUCAUGUGUUUUUUUCUCUUGCACAGUAGGUGUUGGUCUUUUAUUUUUAUUGUAGUUUUUCUUUAAUUGGGUUCUUACUUUAUGGCUGCCUGUAAGCAGACACAUCUCAAGGUUGUAUAAUUUAUACAUUCUUUGAUAAUAAAUGUACUUUGUAUAUCGA